This is a messenger RNA of Durusdinium trenchii, 504 nucleotides long. The record is from the annotation of a GenBank genome assembly. Lineage: Eukaryota; Dinophyceae; Suessiales; Symbiodiniaceae.
AUGGGGGAGUACCUCUUUGAGUGCAGGGCCAUGACUUUGCCAGGGCCAUUGACGGGUUCCGUGCUGCACAUCUUCUUGGUGCUGGAGGAUGUGAUGAAGAAAGAUAAGCUUCGACAGACCGUGCGAUUGGCUCAACAUCUGUGCUCAAAGCUGCCCUCGCGGAGUGUGCAGGACUGCUUGCUGCAGGAGGAGGAGGCUCAGCAGCUGCUUCUCGAUCUGCGCAAGACCUGGAAGCAAGCCCGCGUGCAGCUAGCAGAGGGAGAUUACACCAAGAAAUUGUCGGAGAAGGAUAAGAAAGCAGGUGGGAGCAGCUUUGGACAGUCAUGGAAAGAUUCUCCUGUUACACUCGCUAGCAUGAAGGCCACAAAUGGGUUUGGUUUGGAAUCCAGGUGGAGUGGGCAACAACUUCUGGCUGAUCUGGGGCGGCAAGGAGCACCAUCAAAAGCUCUUGAACCAGGCCUUCGAAGCGCUGCGAAAACCAGCGGGUGCAAUCCAAGCAGGUAA